AAGGAAAAUGUAUAACAAAAGAAAGCCUCCAAACCGGAGGUUAACGAUUGUGGAGAGCAGUAGUAUAAGCAAGAAGACAAAACCAGAUGUUCAAGAAAAAAAGAAUGUUAGCGGGUCAAAGGACAAGGCUGUGAUAGAGCCGAAGAAGCCUGUGAUAGCGGAGCCAAAAGACAAGAAGACUGUGACAACUGUGACAGAUACAAAGGACAAGAGGAUUAUAACAGACACAAAAGAAAAGAAGAUCCUGACCAUCCUGAAAGAUCCCAAAGACAGGAAGUCGACAGGGACAAAACAGAAGAAAACUGUGACAUUUGCGCCAGAUGUAAAAGACAAGAGUGUAACCGACACAGAAGAAAACAAGAUUGUGAUAGAACUGAAAGAAAAAAUCAUUAUGCCAAUAUCAACAGAGAAAAAAGAAACGGUUAUGAGAGACAUAAAGAAGGAGAUUCUGCCAGCUGUGAUGGAAAUCAAAGACAAGGUCCCAGUGCCAGAGGUGAAAGAAACGAAAGGUGUGCCAGCUUUGCCAGAGAUAAAAGACAAGGCUGUGGUAAUUGUGCCAUAUAUAAAAGAAACGCAGCCUCUGAUCCAGGUAAAGGAGAAGGUGCCUGUGCCAGAGGUGGAGAAGAAGCCCGUGGUAGAACUGAAAGAGAAGCCCGUGGUAGAACUGAAAGAGAAGCCCGUGGUAGAACUGAAAGAGAAGCCCGAGCCCGUGGUAGAACUGAAAGAGAAGCCCAAGCCCGUGGUAGAACUGAAAGAGAAGCCCAUGGUAGAGAAAAGAGAAGACGACGAGACAAGCAGUUUAGCUCGGACUAUAGUUGACAAUGCCAUAGCUUCUGCUGUUUGGUUUGUGGAAGGUAGUGGUCCUGCUGGUUUGCCUAAAGAAUUAAUAGUCUCAUUAUUGCAACACCACACUCCCAGACAAGUUAACAAAUUCAUGCUGUUUACAGAUGCUAGAAACCCUGUCAAGAACAUCAAAUGGCUCAGUCAUGGUGAAUUCACAGCAGAAAAGGGUCGUAUACAAAUUGAGUAUUUUGUUUCGACUUGGGAGUUUCAAAACCGCUGGGCAUACUACGUAGAUUUUAUAGAGAGGAAAGAUUUAAUUCACUCCUUCUACUUUAUCUACCAUGUGUGCUGGAGUGCCUCCACUGCUGUGAGACCCAUGGCACGAGUCAGUGCUAAUGCCUACUUCACCAUCAAGUUCAACAAAAAAAGCCCUCCGGAUCUGCCUGUUGAUGUCUCCUAUAUCUUUGAGAAUUCAGAAUUACUUCUAAGGUAAUAAAUACUUGGAGACUUAUUUUAAAGGGGUGAGGGUGAAGGUUGGUAUACACCAGGAAUCCAGCAGGCCCAAAGAUGCAGAUAAUUCAUGUAGUUCUCACUUCAUCUUUGGACCACUCCUCCCACAGUCAGUAUGGGCUGAAAGCAGGGUUCUGCCCCUGUUUUAGAAAAUUGUUCUUAACUUCUUAAUGUAUGUUUUUUUCACCAAUCAGAAACUUGUGGAUUAGUUGAUAGAACAGAGUGGGGCAAAGUGGGUCAUGUCUGUUCUUUCUACAUGAACUUUCAAAGUCUUUUUUUGGUGUUAGAAAUCAAGCUCAGGGCCUUUCACAUGCUAGGCAGGUGCUCUACCACUGAGCUACAGCCCCAGCCCUCUACAGAAAACUUCAUACUGAAUUAACUUAUGUAUAAUAACCCCUUUCUGAAUUAACUUAUGUAUAAUAACCCCAUUCUAAGCAUGCUUGGUGGUGCAUGCUUAGAAUCUCAAUGUAUGGUAGGCUGAGGCAGGAAGAGUGAUGUGAGUUCUGGGCUAGACUGGGCUACAGAGAUCAUGUUUCAGUGCCUUCACCAAAAUCACAUUGAAUUAAUUCACAUAUAACAAUCUUUUUUUUUUAAAUAAAAAAGUCUCUAAACUUUUUAUAUGGGCCUAAAGAAUUGUAAAGAAUGUGUGUGUGUGUGUGUGUGUGUGUGUGUGUAUGAAGUGAUGAAGAACUCCCAAUUAUGGACUCCCAAUUCAGAAGGGAAAUGCAUAUCUGCAUCAUCACUUUUCCCCUAGCUACUACUUGCUCACUGGUAAAGUAACAAAGAGGGAAUUCUGUUAUGGCUCAGUGUUUUGACUAUAAAAUAUUUUUGUGGUUUUUUUUUUCCCUUCUAUAGACCAGGAAAGAUUCGCUUUCGAGAACAAUGGCUGAGGGACAUUACUGAGACCAAACACAUUCUGUUGGAGUCCCUUCCUUUUAAAGUUGUCUGAUUUUUUGUUAUGUUUUAGAACUCUUUAUAAUCAGAAUACAUUAAAAAUAUGAUACAAUGCAUCAAACCACAGAAUAUUUAUUGAAUA
Molecule: messenger RNA, 2329 nt
Organism: Nannospalax galili (Upper Galilee mountains blind mole rat)
Lineage: Eukaryota; Metazoa; Chordata; Mammalia; Rodentia; Spalacidae
Gene: Akap14
Product: A-kinase anchoring protein 14
Exons: 3
Coding region: 8-1276 (422 amino acids)
Cellular component (GO): cAMP-dependent protein kinase complex
Molecular function (GO): protein kinase A regulatory subunit binding
Source: RefSeq, a predicted model, not a curated record